Molecule: messenger RNA, 1395 nt
Organism: Durusdinium trenchii
Lineage: Eukaryota; Dinophyceae; Suessiales; Symbiodiniaceae
Source: the annotation of a GenBank genome assembly
AUGCGUCGCAUCCAUCUCCGUCAGCUGCCCACGGAAAUCGAUGAGAAGUCCUACACGGUGCUUGACACCUCCGAGGGAUUGGUGAUGCUCCACGUGAACCACGGUGCCAAGGAGGCGCGAGUGGGCAACGUGUACAUCUCCGAUGACAAGGGCUACCGAUUCACCCUCUCGCUCCCCAACAACGUGCGGGGCACCAAUGGUGACUGCGAGUUUGACAAGGUCCUCAGCCUUGAGGGUGUGUACAUGGCCAACUACAAGGAGACGAAGAGCUCUGACACCAGCGGAGGUGUGGAUGACAAGACCAAGGCAUGUGCCGAGCUCCAUGUUGAACGUCGGCUGGUCUUUUGCGUCGGUGCACAGGUGGACAAGCGUCGAGCGCCUAAGUCCAAAGCCAAGGAGGAGAGCGUCAUCCGAACGGUGAUCUCCUUCGACAAGGGCGGAGCAUGGUCUUAUCUCAAGCCUCCGCGGGUGGACUCCACCGGCAAGCAGAUUGAAUGCCCGGUGGACAAGUGCUGGCUUCAUUUGCAUGGAAUUACAAACUUCCACAACUACGCGCCGUUUUACUCCACGGAGAAUGCCAUUGGGAUCAUCAUGGGCACCGGCAAUGUAGGCACCUCCCUUCGCUUCGAGCCUGACCAGACCAACACCUACCUCUCCCGGAACGGCGGGCUCACGUGGAUCGAAGCUCAUAAAGGUGCUUUCAUCUAUGAGUAUGGAGACCAUGGUGGCCUCGUUGUCAUGGCAGAUGAUGUUCGAAAAACCAAGCUUGUGGUCUUCUCUUGGAAUGAAGGCCAGAGCUGGUACGACUUCGAACUCUCUAGCAUGCCCGUGGAGGUGGAUAAUAUCGUCACGGAGCCCAACGCGACUUCCACGAAGUUCCUCCUCUACGGGACUCGGGGAGACACCGGCGUGAUGUACCACCUUGAUUUUGAGAGCUUGGGCCAACCUCUUUGCAAGGGGGUUUGGGCAUCCGACUCCGUGUCCUCUGACUACGAGACUUGGAUCCCAUCGGAUGGCAAAAACACCGAGAAAUGCUUGAUGGGCAAGCAGGUGACCUACACCCGACGGAAGCAGACUUCCGAGUGCUUCAACGGGGAGAAGUUCGAGCGGCCCGUCAGUCGCAAGAAUUGCGAGUGCACGCAAGAAGACUUCGAGUGCGAAGUGGGUUUCACUCGGCCAGUCGGCUCGACUGAGUGCAGAUUUGCCGAUGAUGGCAGCAUCAAGAUACCCUUGAGCUGUGCUAGAAAUGACCACUUCUUCGCCAACGGCUACCGCAAAGUGGUCGGCGAUACCUGUGAAGGUGGGUGGCAACCACAACAGGUCUCGGUCGCCUGUCCCGCCAAGCCAAUGAGCAAAGGCCACAGUUGGUCGAAGGGUCGGGCACCGCUGGGGUGA